Molecule: messenger RNA, 6265 nt
Organism: Silurus meridionalis
Lineage: Eukaryota; Metazoa; Chordata; Actinopteri; Siluriformes; Siluridae
Product: 1-phosphatidylinositol 4,5-bisphosphate phosphodiesterase beta-4-like
Exons: 40
Coding region: 365-4105 (1246 amino acids)
Biological process (GO): lipid metabolic process; phosphatidylinositol-mediated signaling
Molecular function (GO): calcium ion binding; phosphatidylinositol-4,5-bisphosphate phospholipase C activity
Source: RefSeq, a predicted model, not a curated record
GAGAAGGAGAGAGAGAGAGAGAGAGAGAGAGAGAGAGAGAGAGACAGACAGAGUGAGAGUGUGUGUGAGAGAGAGGGGGGGGUUUCUGUAGCGGCUCUCCACUGGAGGGCGAGAGGUAACGCAGGAGUGGGCAGCAUUAUCAGGAGGCAGGGACACACAGACAGUACAGCAGCUGGACAAAAUCCGGCCCGGGGAUCUGACCAGCUCCGGAUUUACAGCAGCUCCUGAAAUCAGCAGUUCACGACAAGAUAUGCUGUUGUCCUGGUGAAACACUAGAUGCAGCACUGAACAUCCUCACCCGUUGUCCUCAGUCGUCCAUCUUUCCCUGACACAACUCUAACAUCUUUCUGAUUUGUGAGCAGCCAUGACGAAGUCAUAUGAAUUCAACUGGCAGAAGCAUGUCCCCGGUUUCCUGCAGGAAGGCGCCGUAUUUGACCGAAUUGAUGAGGAUCCAUUUGUCUUUGAAUCCAGCUGCCUUAUCAAAGUUGAUGAAUUUGGAUUCUUUCUCACAUGGAAAAGUGAUGGCAAGGAGGGCCAAGUCCUAGAAUGUUCUCUCAUAAACAGUGUCCGCACUGGUUCAGUGCCAAAGGACCCAAAGAUCACUGCAUCUUUGGAGGCAGCGGGGAGGAGUGAGGCUGAUCUGGAAGGCUGUGUCAUCUGUGUGUGCAGUGGCCCCGACCUGGUCAACCUCAGUUGCAUGUACAUGGUGGCUGACAGCGCCGACACCGCCAAGAAAUGGAUGGACGGGCUGAAAUCAGUCAUUCAUAACUUCAAGGCAAACAAUGUGUGUCCAAUGACUUGCCUUAAGAAGCAUUGGAUGAAACUGAGCUUUCUGACCAACAUCAAUGGGAAAAUCCCAGUUCGAGGCAUCACAAGGACUUUUGGCUCAGGCAAAACCGAGAAAGGAAUAUUCCAGGCCUUGAAAGAGCUCGGCCUCCCCAGUGGGAAGAAUGACGAAAUUGACCAUUCUGUGUUCACCUUUGACGUCUUCUAUGCGCUCACUCAGAAAAUAUGCCCGCGCACAGAUAUCGAGGAGCUCUUCAAAAAGAUCAAUGGGGACAAAAGUGAUUAUUUAACAGUAGACCAGUUAGUCAGCUUUCUGAAUGAAAACCAGCGGGACCCUCGGCUGAACGAGAUCUUAUUCCCCUUCUACGACCCCAAACGAGUCAUGCAGAUCAUCGAGAAGUACGAGAGAGACGAGGACCUAAAGAAGAAAGGUCGGAUGUCCAGCGAUGGUUUCUGCCGGUACCUGAUGUCAGAUGAGAAUGCACCUGUGUUUCUGGACCGCCUAGACCUGUGUCAGGACAUGGAUCAGUCUCUAGCACACUACUUCAUCAGCUCCUCACACAACACAUACCUGACUGGCAGACAGUUUGGGGGCAAAUCAUCUGUGGAAAUGUACAGACAGGUGCUGCUCUCAGGAUGCAGGUGUGUGGAGCUAGACUGCUGGGAUGGUAAAGGAGAGGAUCAAGAACCCAUUAUUACCCAUGGGAAGGCCAUGUGUACUGACAUUCUGUUUAAAGAUGUAAUUCAGGCUAUUAAAGAUACAGCUUUUGUGACAUCGGACUUUCCUGUUAUUCUUUCAUUUGAAAACCACUGCAGUAAAACCCAGCAGUAUAAGAUGGCAAAAUACUGUGAGGAUAUCUUUGGAGACCUGUUACUCAAGCAGCCACUGGAGGGCUUCCCAGUACGUGAUCUUCUGAAUCAGAAUUCACACACGAUCUAUCAAAGAACUAGAGUGUGUGCAAUGAUUGAGGCUGGGCGCGCCCUACCUUCACCAAACGACCUUAAAAGAAAAAUCCUCAUUAAAAACAAACGCUUAAAGCCAGAAGUGGAACAGAAGCAACUGGAAUCAUUUAAGAGACACAUGGAGGCAGGGGAGAUAAGUGUACAGGCAGGAGAGGAUGACAAUGAAGAAGACUUAGAGAACGACAGUAAAACAGACUCAGAUACAAAAACCCGCAACAACAUCUCCUCAGAAGAGCCUAGUGAAAAAGACACACAAGAAAACAGUGUCAAGAAGUAUAAGAUUUCUGAUGACGAGACCACAGAGGUUUCGGAGGCAACAGAAGCAGAUGUUACUGAUGUGUCAGAGGCUUUAGAGCUCGAUAACAAGAAGAAGGGUGUGGAUACAGCAGAGGAUGCGGAUGCUGAGCAGCAACUAAUUGCCUCAUAUAAGUAUGAAGGAGCCACAACCAACAUCCACCCUUAUCUGUCUGCCAUGGUAAACUACGCCCAGCCGGUCAAGUUCCAGAGCUUCGAGAUCGCAGAGGAGAAAAAUAUCCAUCACAACAUGUCUUCCUUUAAUGAGUCUGUUGGUCUUGGCUACUUGAAAACCAAUGCCAUAGAGUUUGUGAACUACAACAAGCGGCAGAUGAGCCGGAUCUACCCCAAAGGAGGCCGUGUGGACUCCAGUAAUUACAUGCCUCAGAUCUUUUGGAACGCUGGGUGCCAGAUGGUGUCUCUGAACUUUCAGACUCCAGAUUUGGCUAUGCAGCUGAACCAGGGGAAGUUCGAGUACAACGGUGCGUGUGGGUACCUAUUGAAGCCAGAUUUCAUGCGCCGCUCUGACAGGAUGUUUGACCCGUUCUCUGAGACACCAGUGGAUGGUGUCAUUGCUGCCACCUGCAGUGUUCAGGUAUUCUCAGGUCAGUUUUUAUCUGAUAAGAAGAUUGGCACUUACGUAGAAGUGGAUAUGUACGGCCUUCCCACUGACACCAUCCGCAAAGAGUUUCGUACGCGUAUGGUGAUGAACAACGGCCUAAACCCGGCUUACAACGAAGAGCCUUUUGUUUUCAGAAAGGUCAUUCUGCCUGAACUGGCUGUGCUGAGAAUGGCAGUGUAUGAUGAUAACAAUAAGCUGAUUGGUCAGAGGAUCCUGCCACUGGAUGGCCUGCAGGCUGGCUAUAGACACAUCUCUUUGAGAAACGAGGGUAACAAGCCGCUCUCCCUACCCACAAUCUUCUGCAAUAUUGUCCUUAAAACCUACGUGCCUGAUGGCUUUGGAGCUAUUGUGGAUGCUCUCUCAGACCCAAAGAAGUUCCUUUCCAUAGCAGAGAAACGCGCAGAUCAAAUGAGAGCUCUUGGCAUUGAAACGAGUGACAUUGCAGAUGUGCCAAAUGAAAUGUCCAAGAAUGAUAAGAAGGGCAAAGUGAAUCAGGUGAAGGCAAACGUGACACCUCAGACCAGUUCAGACAUGGGACAGACCUUCAGCAACACGCAAAAUAACAGCUCUGAAAACAAGAAAGAUCCUGCUCUGGUGAACCAGGUGACAAUUGAGGACCUGAAACAGAUGAAGACCUAUGUAAAACUGAUAAAGAAGCAGCAGAAAGAACUAAACACUUUGAAGAAAAGACAUGCAAAGGACCACAAUGCCAUGCAGAAAUCACAUUGCACCCAAGUGGACAAGAUGGUCGCUCAGCAUGACAAAGAGAAAUUUACGCUGGAGAAGCUUUUAGAGAAAGCAAUCAAGAAAAGAGGAGAAAACAAUUGCUCUGAGUUAAAGAAAGAGAUUGCAGUAAAAGUGGAGACCCUAACAUCAGACCACAAAGCAAAGGUCAAGGAUAUCGUAGCCCAGCAGACGAAGGAGUGGUCAGAGAUGAUCGACUCUCACAGCACAGAGGAGCAGGAGAUGAAGGAUGCACAUGUGACACAGCAAUGUGAGCAUCUGAAGAAACUACUGUCUACCGUCCAGGAGCAGCAAACCAUGCAUCUCAAACUAAUCCAUGAAAGACAAAGCAAAGAAAUGAAGGGUAAUCAGGCUAAGACAUCCAUGGAAAACAGUAAAGCCAUCAGCCAGGACAAGAGUAUUAAAAACAAGGCUGAGAGGGAAAGGAGGGUGCGGGAAUUGAACAGCAGUAACACGAAAAAGUUCCUUGAGGAGCGAAAACGGUUGGCUAUGAAGCACUCCAAAGAAAUGGAACAGUUGAAGAAAUCACAGCGUGAGCAGCUGGACAAACUUGAGAAAUUCAACGAGCAGCUUUUGAAAUCACACCAUGCAAACUCUCAGAGUCAAGGCCAAGGACAUGCAGCAGAUGGUGAAGCUGGAGGCGGAGAUGGACCGCAGACCAGCCACAGUAGUUUAGCUGCUCCAUCCAUCAACUGAGUAAAAGAGAGAGACUCCUUCUCUACACAACUGUCCUGAAAUUCCUGGUUCUGUAAAUUCUAUAAACUCUGAACACUUUUUCUUCUACUCCUCAUAGUCCUCGAUUGCUCUGAGCCUCCUGCUACAUUUUGUGGAUUUGUAGGGACUCCAUCAGGCAUGGAACAAGAAAUAUGGCUCCACCGAUAAUAAAAUUUCCUCCCUUUUGCUCAGCUCCUCCCUGCUGCCAAUAUACAGCCACCCCUCUAACAUCGACCUCUGUUUGUAGUCCGUCCUUGCUGCUGAGGUGCUCCUUCUGCUAACUCUUUGCAGGAUCUAGGCCAAUGCUGGACACCCACACCCACACACAGAACAGUGUUUUUUGGCCAUUGCAAGUGCUCACAGUAUCAACCUGAGUGCAGUUCUGACCUGGGGCCUCAAGGUGGACAUAAUUCAAAGGUUUUUUUUAAAAGCCUUUUAAAUUAUGUCUCUGUGGUACUAGAUUAUAGUAGCAGCAGACAUAUGAAGGCAUAACUGAAAAGAUUUUAGUUGUUUUUUUGUCAGCACAAAUUUGUGAAAACAAGUUGAAAAUAAUAUCCUGAGCACUUUAUAUGUGUUAGGCUGUCAAAAAAAAUUGUAGCAGUGUAGCUGUUAUACCUGUGCUAAGAAUAAACAGUUAUAUGUCCAAACACUGUAUUGAGGACGAAAAGGUCUGAAGUGAAUGAAACCAAACAAAGCAGGAAACAAAGUAGUUCUUACACAUUUUUUUCUUAUGAAAUGCAUUGCUUUUGUUUUUACGACUUAAUUCUGUUUGAUUAAAUUCAUCAGGUAAAGCUAUUUUUCAGGUAAAGAUUUGUUUUUGCAGUGUUUGGUCUGAAAUACCACUAUGUUUUUUUAUUUGCCGAUAUAUAUUUUAACACUGUACUGUACUUGUUACACUGUUUGUUCACAUGUUUAUAUCUAAUGAUCGUUAUGGUGUUGACAUUCCAUGAUGGACCUGAAUACCCAUGUGAUCCGAGUAAUAAGGGACAAAAAAGGAUUCCAUGCACUACAGGAAAUUUGCUUGGAAAUCAUCCAUUUGCUCCCAGCAUUCAACAAUCACAAUUUUAUUGGGCAACAAUUAUUGAAAUUGGCUGAGUGCAAUAACAAUUCAGUGUUUUUUAGGAAGAGGUACUAGAUGGCAAAAGCUUUUACUUUUAGUACUUGGGCUGUAAUUUUAUAGUCCAGUCAUGUAACUUGGUUCCUCAUGGAUGAAAAAAGGCAGCUCCUGCUUUGGGUUUAGAAGCAGGUGACACAACAGUCACUUACUGAAACAUAAAAAUGUUUGCCUUCAGCAAUAGAAUAGGCCUCUGCAGUGAAAUAUAAUGGCACUAUUUGUUGCUCUUAAUAAACAAUUUCCUGUUAAAAAUCAGAUAGUAAAGACUGUACGUAGUGGAAAAUAUGAAUGUAGUUCAAUUAACAGAGGGUUUAAAAGUACGCUUAUUAAACAAGGGCUCUGGGAUAGUGUGUACAUGUUAGUUAUUGGAAUGUGACCUAAAAAAGUUAUUUUCUGUGCAGUUUUUCCAAUCUUUAAAAUCCAGAAUGCUACCUAUAUUGUGCUUUCACUACAUAUCUAUUAUGGAAUAAUGAGCAAAGUGCUUUUAAUCUUAAAUCCAUUGCUUACAAAUGUGCCACUCGAUGUCUGUUAGGAUGUUUAAAUUAUUUUACAAAUGGAAAAAUGCCAAAAUAAGGGGUUAUUUAUAUACAGAUAUAAAUAUAUAAAUAUACAUAUUAAAAACAUAGUGUGUAGUUUAAGAAUAUAUUUCAUGUUAGAGGCUAUUUGCACUAGUUGGCUGUUCCGUGAUUUUAAAUUUAUUCUUUUUUUUUUUUUUUGCUAUACAUUUUGCAGAGAAAAGAAUAUAUUUUGCAGAUUAACGUUGCUUUGAAAUUCAUCUGUUUGUACUAUUUUUUGUUGUUUUGUUUUUUGUUAUAUUGUUAUAUUUGUUAUAUUGUUUUUUUUGUUUGUUUGUUUGUUUUUUUAGCUAUCUGCAGCUAGUCAAUGGACCAUGUGGGUGUUUUUGUAUUUAUAUUGUAUUUGUCAAACUUUUAGAAAUGGGAACUACUAAAAAAAAAUACUGUUAUCCUGCUACUUUAAUACUGUUUUAUAGUAUGUGUACCAAUAAACCAUACAGGUGUUAAAUGAAA